Molecule: messenger RNA, 1666 nt
Organism: Sphaeroforma arctica JP610
Lineage: Eukaryota; Ichthyosporea; Ichthyophonida
Exons: 1
Coding region: 55-1251 (398 amino acids)
Molecular function (GO): protein binding
Source: RefSeq, a predicted model, not a curated record
AUUUUAACUUUCAAUACAGAGUUUAAGACCGAAAAAAAUCAAAUACAUUUCAACAUGCACCCCGUGCAGAGUUUGAUGAACCACACACAUCUGACUACCACUAAUUCAUUCACUGACAGACGCACCUUGCUGAAAGGUGCGCCUCGGUUGUCGCUGACAUUACACUCGGCUCGCAACUCAACCAAAAUGUCGCACAGAACCGAUUCCACAUCACCUACCGGGUUAAAUGAGAGUAGCACUUCACCACCCGCAUAUUCUGGUGCUGGGAUUGAAAGUUCUCCCGAUUUGCGCGCUACCCGUACAAACGCGCCAGUACAACAGCACAGAUCAUCAUUAACUUCCAUGCGAAGACUAACAGCCACAGCUACAGCUCCCGCGCUCCAAGCACGAAGAUCUGCAGACAGCGCAACUAUGAAUUCUAACGGACAUUUGAGUAGCCCGCGAGGGUCUAGUAUGUCGAGAUUGCCAUCGUUCACGGGUCAUCAACAAAAGCACUUGCAUACCUUAGCGCAAUCGAAUAAACUCGAAGUACCUCAAAGCCCACCGGCACGUAGGGAAGUGUAUGUUAAAAAGGUAAACGCAAAAGCGCCCUUUGGCGCAGACAUCAUACGCAUAGACGAUGAUUUUUUCGUUGCUAAGGUUUAUGAAUCCAUGGACUUAGGAGGCGAAAAGACAGCAGCAUACCGAAUCGGGUUGUCGUUUGGAGAUCGCAUUGUGUCCAUAAACAAACUGGCAGUCGCAGGGUUCCCGGAUUUACAGAAGGUAUUGGACAACACACAUGCCAUGACCGUAGAAUAUCUAGGGCAGCCUUGGUUUGUCAACUGCAAAGCUGAGAUCACAAAGGAUCAUCAGCUGAAAGGUUUAACUCUGAAUGGACGGACAGUUGUAGAUUUAGAAAGGGGAAGCUAUGCCGAUCGUGUUGGUGUGCAUAAGGGAUUUGCUCUCAUAAGUGUCGAUGGAGAGAGCGUUCUGGGUGAAUCCAAUGAAAAAGUGGACCUCCUAAUGAGCCAGUACAGGCAUACCAAACAGACGCAUCUGAUGCUAAUGUUCACAAGGGAGAGUGCAUGGCAGACCCUUGUAAAAGGUAUAGAGCUCGUGAUGUUAACGAGGAACAAGCAGUCGACUGUAUCAAAGUAUGUGACUGACUCUUUGUACAUGGACAAAAAGUUCAAAGAUCCCACUUUAGUAGACAGAGUAGAUCUUGGUGAAACAGCCCCAAAGGGAAGAGGGCGCUUCUUCCGUAGACUCUAGAUAUAGAUAUAAAAAUUAGUUGCGAUAUAUAAAAGCAUAACACAAUACUGUUCUGAACAUCUGAAGUGUGCACUUUCUUCUUCUCCGCAAUAAUCCACAGACAUCCACUGUAGAUCAUAGGCUACCGGACACAUAAUCUUGUAGAUGACGGCAUACAAUUAAAUUUGUUUUCACGACGACCGUUCCGGUUCCCCCUACUUGGAGUUAUACCAAUGCGAUCUCCUCGCCAAAAACACUAUAUACAGCUCAUUAAGACCUGCAACGAAACGAGUGCGUGUUGUGUUGCAUUUGUCAGGCAAGUCCGGCUUGACAAAGGAAGAACAGUAUUUUGCACGUGUUGAGCUGUCAGGUAGGCAAGAGUGUACGUGUUCGCUUCACAGGAAGUCGUUGAUAGUUCGUCCUUCGUAUUCACUAU